Cinara cedri is the source of this 2799-nucleotide messenger RNA. The record is from the annotation of a GenBank genome assembly. NCBI's taxonomy places the organism in Eukaryota, Metazoa, Arthropoda, Insecta, Hemiptera, Aphididae.
AUGUUCGAUCCGUUUGAAGUAGCAUUAUCAAGACAAAUAGUUCAAGAUCAGACGACUUCGUAUCAUUAUUUUUCCAAUAAGGUUUUUAUCGACGAAAGAAUAAUUAUAAAACAAUAAAAGAAAUAAUAAAAUGAGAUACUAUAAAAUACAAUUGUAUCUGUUAAAAAUAGAUUAAGGGCUCCGGCACUCCGGUAGGUAAUCAAAAAGACUCGGGCCGUUGUUGGAUAUUUGCCUGCUUAAGUGUUAUACGAGUGCCGUUCAUGAGAAAAUAUAAUAUUAACAAAUUUGAAUUCAGCCAAGCUCACAUAUUUUUCUGGGACAAGGUAUGUAUUGAUUGCUAUUUUUUAAAAAUAUUCGAAAAUAUUGAAAAUUUAAAUACUAACCUACACAGUAAAAAAGUUAUUUAAAUUGUUAACUUCUAUUGCAUUACAUUGUAAUUUUAACUUAAUCUAUAACUCGCUUUACUAAUUCAUUUGUUUUUUUUUACGUGAAUAAUUUAUUCAUAUUAAACAUACACAUACAUAAAUAAAGAUUCAGAAAUUAUCUUUUUAUUUCAUCUAAAUAUAAAGUUGUCAAUAGUUUAACUUUAAAAUUAUCUUUGUAUAGUUACAUUUAAAUUAAUUUUUUUACCGGUUUUUAGAUAAUUAUUUUAGAAAUAAUCUGUUAUUAUACUCAUAAUAAUUAUUAAUCUAGAUAUUUUAAAACUAAUCAUUUUACAACCCUGGAAUUUAGAGUAAAAAUAAAAAUAUUCCUAAUUGAUGGUAAGAAUUCUUUAAAUAUUGUUAGUUGUUAAAUAUUAACAUUGUAAAUAUUUUAUACAUACACAUAAAGUCAUAAUAUACAAUAUUUUUUAUUUAUAUAAUAUUAAAAUGAAAAUUGAGUACAUAUAUAAUAUAGAGUUCGAGUAUUUUUGAUACAAAUUUCGAGUAAACUAGAGUGUCGGUGCUGGGUCAUUUUGGAUUUUUGUGUAUUCUGGGAAAAUGGAAAAGUAGCAAAUAAGAAUGAAAAUUCUGUAGUAAAAUGUAGAAAAAUCGUACAAAUAUUUAGAUAACAAUUUGAAGUUAUUCGGAGAAUUUGUCGGUGCUACAUUAACUUAUUAGUACCGGCAUGUUUGUUUCUUGUCUGUAAGAAAAAUUACUGCUGAUUAGUAUGCUGUUGUUGUAGGUGGAAAAUUGGGGCGGUAAGAUACUUAGAAUUAUUUAAUUUAUAUUUGUAUACAACGAUACAUCAUUGUAAACGAAAUAAGAUUCUGAGUGAAAUUUAAUUAAAGUUGAUUUGAAAUGUGUCCAUUUUUAAGAUUUUCGUUAAAAUUUGAAUUUAAAAUAGUUAAAAAAACAAAAUCGUUUAUAAAUAUACAAUUUAAAGGUUUUCCUAGUUAUUAAGAAAACUACCAAAGAAUCAAAAAAUGACUUCCUCAACUAUAUAGGUACAAUUAUUUGGGGGAAAAAUAUUACACUUUUAAACGUAACCAAUAUUUCUGAUAGAACAGUUGUUUACAGACGCACAAAAACCAAAUUUAAACCAAAAACACAUUUUAGAAUUUGAAAGUAUACAUCAUAAUCAGUUUAAUCAAUAAAUUACGAUAAUUUUCGCUUUAAAUAUUCGGUAUAACUUAUGAUGAACCUAAUUUGAAAUUUUCAAACAUUUUUCCCGGGGUAGAAAAUUUCGAUUCAAUUAUUAAAUGUCAAUUUGAUCCCCCCCCCCCUUUUUCACAGAUUCGGAUAUUUUUCUAAAAACACCUAUAUUAUUUGCAUUUGAUUUACCAUUUAUGAGUGAAUCAUGAUUCUCACUCGUCGUGCCAUGUGAAAUAUUCUUUACUGAUUGGCUUAUAUUAUCAGAGUAGAUAAAUGUGUUUCUGCGCCUACCAAGAUGUGUGGUUGAUGUUAGAUACAUCCAAUCAGUUAUUUUAUACUAUCCUAGUAGAAAGCUAUGACCGCGUCAUAAUAAUCUGUAAUCUAACAAAUUAAAUUUUACAAGACACGACGAGUUAUAAACCCCACUAUACAAUAAUAAUUUAGAAUUUAGACCAUAAUAGUUGGGAAGAGUAACAUAUAUCGACCAUAACAAUGGUAUAAUUGAUUGUAAUAAAAGAAUCAUCCGGUAUAUUUAAAAUGUUCAAAUAUCUUAUGAUUUUAAUAUAGUUAACUAGUAAUAAAAACUAUUGUAUUAUAUACUUUUAAAAAGUUUCAAAAUAUUUAUUUUUUAGAUUGAGCGAAGCCAUUUUUUCUUGAAUGCAAUAGUAAAAUGCGCUUUGAGUGGCCAUACUUUAGAUUCCAGAACAAUGAUGUGUCUACUAAACGUAAGUGUUAAAUAUAAUAUGUUUUAUAAUCCCAGUGUAUUUUUUUCAAAAUGAUUAUUUAAUUUUUUGAUUUAAGUGUAUAUAAAAGCGAUUUGGAAGUUUGGUAUUUCCUUAUCUUAUACCGGAAUACGCAUUUUUUUUUUUUAAUUAAUUAAAUUUCUCUUAAAGUUUUUAGUAUGUACAUGCCUGUACUCUAUUCUUUUAAACAAAUUUUAAAAUAAUAUUUUUUGUUUAAAAAUUCUACAUUUAAAAAAAUAGGUUAUUCACUAAUACUGCUAUUGUUAAAAAUAUAUAUACAUUGUUAAUAUAAAAGUUGGCUAAGAAUUAUAAUUUAAUUUCAAAUUUCACAGAAUCCUGUCGAAGACGGUGGCAACUGGUCUAUGGCAGUAAACAUCAUUAAAAAGUAUGGAUUGAUGCCGAAAUUAAAUUUUCCCGAAAGUUAUAAUAGUAAUAAAAGUACCCAGCUCAACGACGUCUUGAAUAGUAAAGCAAGUAUUUAG